CGUCAUCGUCGCGUUAUCGUGUAGCAGCAGAGCCACUCGCUCACCCCUCUUGCAAUCACUAGUGCCACGCUUAGGAGUUUGGAGGAUAGAGGUCUUUCGUGAUCGCACGCUCUGAUUUUUCUAGAAAGAGGGACCGGCUGCCCGAUUUCGUCGACGUUCUCACCCGGCAACAGCACUUCGUAGCAGGGCUGCAGCUGGUGGAAGCUCUGAGAUCGGCGCGAGACAUCAACACACUAAACCAUGGGCAAGAAGAAGGUUCUCCUGAUGGGCAAGUCCCGAUCAGGCAAGACCUCGAUGCGCUCCAUCAUCUUCGCAAACUACGGCGCCAAGGAUACCAUCCGCCUCGGGCCUACGCUUGACGUGGAGCACUCGCAUGUCAGGUUUUUGGGGGACAUGGUGCUGAACCUUUGGGACUGCGGGGGGCAGGACUCGUUCUACGAGACGUACUUCAACUACCAGCAGGAAUUCAUCUUCCGCUCUGUGGAGGUGUUGAUCUACGUCUUCGACGUAAUGAGCGAUGACGUUACCGGCGACCUUGAGCGAUACCGGGGGGUGUUGGAGGCGGUGGACCGGAAUUCCUCAGAUGCGAGGGUGUUUGUGCUGAUCCACAAGAUGGAUCUAGUUACCGAGGAAGACCGAGAGGUUGUCUUCUUGAACCGAAGGCAGGUCAUCUCGGACGUUAGCGGCGGCGUGGAGCUGACGUUCUUCAUGACGUCGAUUUGGGACGAGACCCUUUACAAGGCGAGCGAAACCGCGUGGUCUUCGAUCGUGUACUCUCUUAUCCCGAACAUGGAGGUGCUCGAGAGCCACCUCGACAACUUCUGUGAUAUUUGCGGGGCCGAUGAGGUGGUUUUGUUCGAAAGGGAAACGUUCCUGGUGAUCGCGCACGCGACGCAGGUCCGACACCCGGAUGUCCACCGAUUCGAGAAGAUCUCCAACAUCGUCAAGCAGUUCAAGCUCAGCGUCAGCAAAACCAACCUCAAGUUCGAGGGAAUGAUGGUGAAGAACUCGAACUUUACGGUGUUCAUCAGCGACUUCACGGAGAACACGUACAUCAUGGUGGUGACGACGAGUCCGCUGGUCGAGAAGGCCACCACCGAGCUCAACAUCAAGGCGGCGAAGAAGCACUUCGAGAGGUUGCUGGUCAAGCCGGAGGACCUCGGGCACCACGAGAUGAAUCACCGUCACCACCAGCCGGGCCAAGUCGCGUGACCGCGGUCGCGGGGUCUCCCAGCCAACCGUCAGGCGUUCGUCGUGUAUCACCGGUUGAAACCGUUUUUCUGGUUGUCGUUCCCGCCGUGCCAUGUGGCACCAUGGCGGAUCGCCGUGUUUUUUCGAUUGUUGCUUUUCGAUAUGUUGCCGCGGGUGUGCGAGGAGACGGCUUCCUCUGGUUGUGUGCUUACCGUUUGUACCGACUGUUGUCUUUUUUGCUGUGAACGGCUUCUCUGCGCGUGCAUACGGCGAAGCCUCGGUGGUCGGUGCAUUGUGUGUGUAUCGUGUGCCUCGAGACAAGCUACAGAAUAGAGAAACAAACGGCAAUCCCAUAUAUUUAUCAUCGUUAGUCUAGGUGUGGCCAAGGGUUAGCUUGCGCCUCGUGGGUGUGUGUGUUGGCCUGUAAUUGUGUUCGUAUGCAGCACCAGCAGCGGUAGUGUGUUGUGUCGUCGGAGGGCGUUCCAGCGUGUGUGUUUGUUUUGGCCUUCGACGAACUUAUAGGUAGAUGUUUCUUUGAUUCGUUUUUUUAGGUGCCCUCGGUCCAAGUGUAGGCCUUGUUAGCUGGUAAGCUAGCUGCUGCUGCUGCUGCUGCUGCUGCUGCUGCAUGGUUCUCAUGCCAACAACGUGCCGGCCGGUGACACUGCUGUAUUUUUCAGUUUGCUUUUCGUCGUGUGCCGCGAGUUCCAUGUAGCUUGUUUGUAGUCACUCGUGGAAAAUGUGUUUUUUGUGUAAUUUUUUUUUGGGGGGGGGAUCGUCCGUGUACACCUCUCGCUCUCGAAAACCCGUAUCGGUAUCGCCAUAUGCCCUCCUUGCAACGGAUUAUUGAAACGGUCAGUGAAGGCGCUGGUAGCGAAGGUCAUGGGCGGGGGGUGGAAUAGGUUCGGGUCGUGUUCGGUUUCAGACGGGAAGAGUCGACCCUGCUGCGGUUGGCGGUUUGGCAAGCAGGCUAAUGGUAACAUUUGGCUGAGUCAACGGUUGUCGCUUUGCCGACCGCACGUAAGUUCGUGCAUGGCUUGGGGUCGACGCCCCCUCUGCUUCGACCCGCCUCGGACUCUAGUCCAGGGCUUCUACCCCCCCCCCCUCGCGUUGAUUCGUCGAUAGUUAGCGCUCAUUUACCUCGCAGAUCUCGAAUGCCCCUAGUACCUAGUACUGAAGGCUCCGUCAUAUUCGCGCAUUUUUAGCUAACAGUCUCUAUGCAUUGAUGCAUGCAACGCUUUUCUGUCGCCGGUUUGGAGCCCACUCUUGUGUUGGGUUUGCGAGGGGCUGAUUGUGGGAUCGUGCUGCGACUGUUGUGAUGAUGAUGAUGACAGCGGGCAUACUUGCUCCGCUCCCCUUCGUGAGUUGUUUGUUUUGUUCGGUGUGUGCCAGUUGCUCCUCCCCCCCUCCCCCUCUUUUUUUUUUCGUGCCUGCUUGUUGGACCGAGAUGGCCGCGCUUAACGUGCUUGGGGGGGGUGUCCUUUUUGCCUUCCUUCGCGGGGCCUCCUACUGGCUGUGGAAAAUGAUCGAUGGAUAAUUGUUUUGGAAGCGCGAGUGCGUGCAGAAAACGACGAAGGAUACGGUCUCCCAAAGGUGAACUUGCAAUACAUGCUCGAGGAGAAAGCAUGUCAGACACGACCAAAUGGCGGGAUUGAUAGUGUGUCGUACUACAUAUGCACAUCCUGUAUUUCUUCUUUGUCGCUGGGUGAUUGCCUCUUGUGGACAACAUCCGAACACGGGUUCAUCGGGGCCGGAAGAUUGAGUCCACGUGCAUGCUCCCGGUCAAUCCAGCGAGAUUGCAGGCAUGGAGUAGACGACCGUCAUACAUGGCAACCCUUUUGCCCAUUGUCCAAGCUCAUCUCUCUCUCGGCUCUCUGAUCCACAUGCGAAACACCCAGCGCUCACGAUAAUCUCUCGGAUCACUCAUCUACGAAGAAAUUCGCACUUCGCAACGUGUGACUGUGGUCGUUAUCGCGAAUCCUUGAUGUCGACUUGAAAACGAUGUGCGAUGGCGUUAAGCUUGCCCCCCUGGCAACUUUUGUCACGGUCUGAGCCUGGCGGUGAACUAAACAUGGACUAGACGUUUCGUUACCUUUCCUGUCAUCUUCUUCCCGAACGUGUUUUGCCCCCGGGUUGCAAGUUUCGGAUAGCCCCACCUCUCUUGGUGCCCGAAGCUCGGGAUCGUGUUUUAUCUUCGAGUUACCGGUCGAACCAAGCUUUGUUUUCAACAAGGCUUCCUCAACCGGGCAUCGCGCUAAUGUGCAUAAAAGUUUCACCAACGUUGCCGUGUGUGUAGACAUUGAAUUUAGCCAUUUCUCUGGCUGCUACAAACCUGGAAAAUGCUAUCUGUGCACACGUAGAUGAAAACAGCCAUGCCUGCUAAUCCACACCAACAUCCGCACACAGCAACAAGACCUGAUCAUAGGCAUGACUUACUGCUGCCGCAAGUGUCUUUAGGCCCGUCCACGUCCGUUCACCACCAUACCGCAGCAUAUGGCUUGAGCAGAUUCAACCCGCGAGCAGCACCCACCCCCUGCAGCAACAGCUGCCCGCUUCUGCGCUUGACCCGCUACCUCCUUCUCACUAACCUAACCCAUGAAGUUAACCACCAGUACUCUCAUGGUGAAACGCGUGUGCCUGCUGCUUAGCCAUCGCAGGGAGCGUGUUGUUCAUCCGCGCAGUUCAGCUCCGCGCGCGGAAAAAUCCGAGGCAACGUCUUACUUACAUGACCGUCUAGAGCGAUGGAAUCCCCCCCAUACUUUUCACACUCUCGCAUACCGCUCUCGGGGUGCCUUGACCGGCGCAGCUGUUUCCGCGCAAAUAGUAGUGUGGCACUAUCUGCAGUACCUGUACUGUGGUACGGUUGUGAGAAAAUUAGUUGCGCUUGGCGAAAUAUGAAGACCGCCCGUACACAACAAGAUCCCCCAUCGUUCGGCUCACCAAUAAUCUAGACGGGAGAAAAUUGACCCCCCCCCCCCA
Messenger RNA from Ectocarpus sp. CCAP 1310/34, 4167 nucleotides. NCBI's taxonomy places the organism in Eukaryota, Phaeophyceae, Ectocarpales, Ectocarpaceae. The record is from the annotation of a GenBank genome assembly.